GAAUGGGGAGCGCGCGCGCGCGGCCCGCUGCUGUCGCCGUUGGUGACGCCGGCGCGCGGCGCGCGAGGCAGGAGCAGGAGUGGGGGGGGGGAGCCUCGUGAACGCGCUUCCCAGGCGAGCACGGCCCGUGGACUCUCCACACGCUGGCUGGUGGGGGGCGAUAUGACCGAGGCGACGGCUCGGGCGGCUGCGUUUGUCCCUCAUUUUCCUUUUCAGGCACGGCGCUCAGGGCCCCGGGACGCGGCUUCAAGCAGUUAAUUAAUUAAAACCGGGCUCCCCCCUUCUUCUUCUUUUUUUUUUUUCAAAAAACCAAAACAAGCAAAUCGCCAUUAUAUGAUCCAGUAUCCCGCGUCUCCGCUGCCCUCCAUGUGGGUGAGGGACCUGUGUGUGUCCGACUAUGGCGAGAAAAACAGUUAGCAGGAAAAGGAAGGCAGGCGAGCUCAGGGAACAACAGCUGGGCUGGGCCCCCGAGGUGUGCAAGAGGCAGCGGCUGGCCGCGGCGCGGCGCUCCGUGGUGUGCGUCCUGCGCGGCCGGGAGUUCCGCCAGCAGCAGCAGCACGAGCGGCGCCUGCAGCAGAGCAUGCGAGGCUACGCGGCCCAGCGCCUGCCCGGCAUCCUGCGCGAGCGGGAGUUCGCCCUGGGCACCCUCAACAAGGUGUUCGCCUCGCAGUGGCUCAACCACAGGCAGGUGGUGUGCGGGACCAAGUGCAAUACGCUGUUCGUGGUGGACGUGCUGACCGGCCAGAUCACGCGGAUCCCCAUGCUGAAGGACCGGGAGCCGGGCUGCGCCCUCUUGGACCAGCAGGGCUGCGGGAUCCAUGCCAUCGAGCUCAACCCCUCGGGCACCCUGCUGGCCACUGGGGGGGACAACCCCAACAGCCUGGCCGUCUACCGCCUGCCCACCCUCGACCCCGUCUGUGUGGGAGACGACGGCCACAAGGACUGGAUAUUCUCCAUUGCCUGGAUUAGUGACAGCAUGGCUGUGUCGGGGUCCCGGGACGGCUCCAUGGGACUGUGGGAGGUGUCGGAGGAGGUGCUGAGCCAAGCCGCGCGGCAGCGGGAUGAGGCUGGGGUCCCCACCUACUCCCACAUCACGCACAGCGCCCUCAAGGACAUCCCCAAAGAGUACACCAACCCCUACAACUGCAAAGUGCGCGCACUGGCCUUCAACAACGGCAGCAAGGAGCUGGGAGCUGUGUCUCUUGAUGGCUAUUUCCACCUGUGGAAAGCAGAGCACAAUCUGUGCAAGCUCCUGUCCACCAAGCUUCCUCACUGCAAGGAGAAUGUGUGUCUGGCCUACGGUCAGGAGUGGUCAGUCUAUGCGGUUGGCUCCCAGGCCCACGUCUCCUUCCUGGACCCCCGCCAGCCCCCCAACAACGUCAAGUCAGUGAGCUCUCGGGAGAGGGGCAGUGGGAUCCGCUCGGUCAGCUUCUACGAGCACAUCAUCACAGUGGGCACCGGCCAGGGUUCGCUGCUCUUCUACGACAUCCGUGCCCAGCGCUUUCUGGAAGACCCCUCGGGCCCGAGCUGUGGCUACAAGGGGCGGCCCGGAGACGGCAUUCUCAAGCUCUCGACUGGCAAGGGCUGGCUGAACUACGACGAGACCUGGAGAAGCUACUUCGCGGAGAUCAGCUCCUUCCCCAACGCGGUGUACACCCACUGCUACGACACCUCGGGCACCAAGCUCUUCGUCGCGGGCGGGCCGCUGUGCUCGGGGCUGCACGGGAACUACGCGGGACUGUGGAGCUAGCGCCCGGCCACGAGCAGGCGCCCCCUUUCCUCCUGCCCCCCUUUUUUGAUUUGAGUUGACUUUCAGUUCUUCGGGAAGCAGCCGGGUGAGCUGUGUUUUUUGUUGGCGUUUUUCCUAUGGUCAUUCUGUCAGCCAGUGGAUUGACACCGUGUGGAAUUAAGAGACGUAGCCAUCGGGCGCAGAGACACUUCCUCUUGGACCUGAUUUCCUCCAAGCAGCACACCAGCAUAGAAGACGCUCUGCAGCGCUUGGUCUGAAUCGCUGGGCCGGAGCUCGGACGCCUGUGUGAACGGCAGGGAGAGUCUUGCUGUCCUCCAGUGCGGAGGGAAGAGACGGAACAGAAGAGAUGAAGGAGCUGAUGGCGCACUGGAUGAACGAUGAGGGUUUGGUUGGCUUUGGUAUCGGCUGGAAAGCUUGGUUCCUCUGUUUUGUUUUUUUUUGGGGGUGGUGUUGUGGUGUUCACCCCUCCUCCAGGAAGGCGGGCGGUGGGCAGGGACAGAGUGUAGCAGAGCUGAGGGGUGAGGAGGGCAUGCCCCUCCAGUCUGGAGCAGGAAGAACAGCCAGAAACACUAACCAACUCCAGCUUUGUCCCACCGAAAGAAAAAAACAAACCUGGAGGAUUUUUAACAUUUUAUUUUCUCUUUGCUGAUUUUUGUUUUUUUUGUUUUACAAGAUAUUUUAUCUUCCGGACUUGGUCACCCACUUGCUGUGUGUUUUCCUGUAGCCUCCCCUUUCUCUCCAUCGUCACCUUGGUGUGCUUGUGUCGGUUCUUUCGGAGUGUUUAUUAGUCGAGUGGUCUCGCCCUCCUCGCCAGCAGCCAGAGGCAGGACUUAAUUUAUUGCUUUGCCUCCUCUUGGUCUUUCUGUGAAAGACCACUGUGGGCCGUCGUUGUGUUUCAUGGUACUAAGUGUGUCUGUACAGUACAAAAAGAAAAAUGAAAAUUACGACCAUCCAUCUAACGCAUAACCAUCACUUUUUUAUUUCUUAUAUAUAUACUUAUAUAUGAGAAUUCAAACUAACUUGUCUGUUUCUAGUGGUGCCCUCUUUUAUAUACACUUCAUGAAUGUUUUUACAAAUUACGAGUCUGAAAAUAUUGUACAACAUCAAACAAAAACUAACCAAAAAAAUUAUAAAA
Lepisosteus oculatus (spotted gar) is the source of this 2885-nucleotide messenger RNA. It is a transcript of the gene dcaf12, whose product is annotated as DDB1 and CUL4 associated factor 12. The record is from RefSeq and is a predicted model, not a curated record. Lineage: Eukaryota; Metazoa; Chordata; Actinopteri; Semionotiformes; Lepisosteidae. Gene Ontology annotation, cellular component: Cul4-RING E3 ubiquitin ligase complex. Gene Ontology annotation, molecular function: protein binding.